Torulaspora delbrueckii is the source of this 1986-nucleotide messenger RNA. It is a transcript of the gene REC8, whose product is annotated as Rec8p. The record is from RefSeq and is a predicted model, not a curated record. Gene Ontology annotation, biological process: replication-born double-strand break repair via sister chromatid exchange; mitotic sister chromatid cohesion; synaptonemal complex assembly. Bases 1 to 1986 code for a protein of 661 amino acids. Gene Ontology annotation, cellular component: synaptonemal complex; cohesin complex. The transcript has a single exon. Gene Ontology annotation, molecular function: protein binding; chromatin binding. NCBI's taxonomy places the organism in Eukaryota, Fungi, Ascomycota, Saccharomycetes, Saccharomycetales, Saccharomycetaceae.
AUGUCUAACAUUGUUACAUUAGCUCAUUACUCCAAUAAUAAUGAAGCUGCUACAAACCCUCUAUACAAGGGGGUUACAACCGUUUGGCUGUUGUCAACCCUUGGAUCGUCGCGUCUUGGCGGCAAUGGGAGUGACUCUAAUAGCUCUUUCUCUUCAGUGUUGAAAAAGAAGGAUAUCGUCAAUGUUUCAAUUCCUAAGACCUGUAAAGUCAUUCAAAAUAAUGAGUUGGAAUUGCCGCUGAGGUACGUCUCGAAUCUGUUAUAUGGUGUCACUGUCUGUUACCACAGGAAAGCCGAGUAUGUGUUAAGUGAUGUGACAUCUCUUUUAACUCAGUUACAGAAGAAGUUUUAUGUGGCUCCCUUCCAGAGAAAGAAGAAUGAUAAGUCUCAUCAUGUUGCGACUAUCUUCGACGUUAAUGACGCCAGCGCGGCUAACGGUCUACUUAAUGACGAUCCACUAUUUGAUAUCAAUCAGAUAAAUAAUUUUGCAAAUGUUUUUGAGCCUGGAAAGCAACAGGCUACAACGGAAGCUUUGACUAUAAGAAGACAGGAUUUCAUGAAUGAGUUGACUAAUUCAAACAAUUUUGAUGACGCGAAAAAUCUAACCAACUCAAGUGACAGAAUUAACCGUCCAUUAACUCUCGAAGAUAUUCCAAUUGAUGUUGAUUUCAAUUUUGAUAUCGAUGACGUGAUAAGUCAACAAGGUACUUCAUACCAUUCCAAGACUUCGUCUCAAAGAGGUGAUAACGAUUUCCAGAUUGAUUAUAAUAAGCAGGAAUUUAAUUUGAAUUUCGAAGGUAAUGAGGAUGCUCAAGUUCCAGCCGAUGAGACUGGUAUCGAUCUGGGCAUAGAAGACGACGAUGCCUCUCUUGAGGAUGAGGAAGCCAAUACUAAAGAGGGAAUGCCACCACUGAAAAAGUUGAAAGUAUCAGGUAGUAGUGCUAACUCCUACCAACUGAUCCAAAUUGACGAGAGAACUGGCUUAUCCACGGAUAUUUUGAGAAGUAACCAUGAUCAUUAUUUCGAAAUAAUGGACAGCAAACGUAGAAAGAAGAGAAAAAACUCUACGACAAUUAAUAGCAGCUGGCAAACCAUAAUGAGGCUAGAUGAGGAAGCAAAUUUCGUUCAAAGAUGUUGGAAUUUAGCGUUUGCUAAUCCCGGAAAGUCGGAUUUGAGUUUUCUGACUUCGAAAGAACCCAUAAGCGAUUAUAGAUCCAUCGAGAGAGGUCGUAAGAGGGCAAGAUCGUUGCAAUCAGAAAGAUCAUCUAGUAGUAUUUCUAGUGAAGAACAAGGUAGAAGAGCUGUGUUGACCAGAGAUGGAUCACUAGAACCUGAUAACAAUUUAUUGCUGAAUUUGGAGCAGAUAAACGAAGAAUUGGAUGAAGAUGAGUCUACCAAUCGAAGCGAUCUUUUGCAGAUCAACUUAGAUUUACCGCCAUCUAGCUUUGGUAGAACUGAUACGCGCGACAAUGUUACGGGGAGUGACUCGAGAGGUGCAAGCUUCGCGCAGGGCCUCGAUGUAGUUGACGAACUCAGGCAGGUCAAGAGCCGCAGGAGAAAAGGAGGAGAUACUAGCACAAUUGUCAGCGACUCAAGUGAUUCCGGCUCAGAUCAUUUGAGCUACCAGGUGGAGCGGCAUUCCUUGGGGUCAAUGGUUCUUGACUCACAUACAAGAAAGUUCUAUGAUUACGUCAAAGAGAGAUCUUCGUAUGUUGGUAAAACGACAAGGUCAAAUCCUCCUUUCCAAAAGAAAAUGCUCUUUGAAGAUGUGGUUCCAAGCAGUUUAUCCCUCUCUGGCACAGGAACUGAUUCUCAGAACGUAUCUGUGACUGAUAAGAAGAUCGCUGCAAGCGCCUUCUUGUCUUUACUCAAUUUGGCCUCUAAAGAUUUGAUUGAUAUCAAAGGCUAUCAUGAUCAUGAAGAGAGUGAUAGAGGAUUCAAGCCAUUCGAGCUCAUGAAUGGUGACGAUAUAGUAGUCUAUGCUUGA